Molecule: messenger RNA, 1504 nt
Organism: Schistosoma haematobium
Lineage: Eukaryota; Metazoa; Platyhelminthes; Trematoda; Strigeidida; Schistosomatidae
Product: Kinesin-like protein kif17
Exons: 3
Coding region: 260-835 (191 amino acids)
Biological process (GO): microtubule-based movement
Molecular function (GO): ATP binding; microtubule binding; microtubule motor activity
Source: RefSeq, a predicted model, not a curated record
AGGGUGUAACGUGUCCGAAAUCUAACACUAUGAGCUAUUAGUUUCCGUCGUCGAACGGUUCAAACUUCACACCAUAACUAUUUCUUGUUGCUAAUUAUUGCUUUCGUUGUUAGCUGAAGGUCCGUCGAAUGCUUAUUAGGCCAUAACCAUCCACAUUCUUCCAUCUUUUUCACAUUAAUCCUUCCCAUUCACCGAACACAACGUACCCACAAACUAAACUAAAACCUACAAAUAUCUCAAAGUGAAUUUUUGUGCAAUAAUGGGCUCAGAAGCUGUGAAAGUUGUUGUCAGAGCACGACCACUAAACGAACGUGAACAUUUGCUCAAAUGUGAUAAUAUUCUUGAGGUAUUCAGCGAUACUGGCCAGUGUUCGAUUAUAAGCCCAAACGACAAGAAACGCCCACCAAAAAUAUUUUUCUUUGAUGGAUCAUAUGACCAGAAUUCAACUACCGAACAAAUAUACAAUGAUGUGUGUUACCCUCUAGUAGAAGGGGUUACUGAGGGCUACAAUGGCACAAUAUUUGCUUAUGGACAAACCGGUUGUGGAAAAUCCUACACUAUGCAGGGAGUAUAUGAGCCACCAUUCCAAAAAGGAGUAAUUCCCCGUGCAUUUGAUCAAAUAUUUGAGACUAUGUCUGUAAGUGAAAAGACAAAAUAUUUGGUCCACGCAUCAUUUCUGGAAAUAUACAAUGAAGAAGUUCGUGACCUCUUGGGACAUGACUACAGAGCUAAAUUAGAGCUAAAGGAGAAUCCAGAUAAAGGAGUUUACGUUGCUGGCUUGUCAAUGCAUAAAAUAACUUCAGUUGCAGAAUGUCAGGUAGUGACUUAUCAUUAAAAGUUUAUUGACUUCUAAAAUUGUAUUGAGAAGGCUUUCGGAACAAUGAUUAGUCUCAACACAUUCUCAUCUAAUUACUUAGUUGGUAUUCAAAAUUAACAAAAACAAGCCGUUAUAUUUUACAUAAAUAAAUGUUUGAAAGUAGAGUAUGGAUUUAUGAUUGCUAGAUGUUAUGCGCCUUAGAAAAAUAUAAAGCUUUGUAGGUCACUAAGAUAUCUCGUGCUAACCCUGCAUUAAUAACAAGCAGCACGAAAUAUAAUGUUAUCUUUUACUCUUUUGUGUAAAACUGAAAUAAAAGACGUCGAAUUUUUCUAUAUUUUAACCAUUUCAUUUCUUAAUUUUCAGAGCCUCGCACUAAAAGUCAUUUUAACUAAAUGGAGUUUCGAAUGUUAUAUCUAAAAUUGUGGGUGGUUUGUGUUUUAGGAGCGACAACAGCACUAAAAACUGAGGAUGAAAUCUUAUUAUAGUAACUAACAACGGAUAUGAAGUAACAUCAUAAAGAAAAGCUUAACAAAAUACCACAUACAACUAGUUAUUUUCUAGCUGAGAAAUAAUAUAAUUGAAGCAAUAAAUAAUACAGGAUGUGACAAAUGCUUGUUUUAGAUUAAACCCAAGGAACUACUUGAUAAUGAUUAAGUCAUUUAAUUUUCCAUACGUAUAUUGGGUUUA